GGAGAGUCGAUGUGAAUGCGUUCAGUUUUUUCCCUUUUAGUUUGUGAGAGGGGAAAACAAUCUCCCUGCCUUCAGGCGGCGCUUGGACGCGGCGGAGCGGGGUCCUUGCUGGCGGGGCUCUGCUCUGACGACAUCAGCUGCGAGCGAGGGGCACGUGUGGCGGUGGAGGGUUCGAGAAGGUCCGCGAGCGGCGACGGCGGCACUGGUGUCACGCUGCUGCCCCUUGACACCCGCUCAUCCUCCCAUCCAGCGGGCAGGCAGGCUCCGUCAUCCCACCCCGGAACCACUCGCACUCGCACACGGACUGGGCGGCAAGUCGGACCCGGACACCGUGAACCCCCGCACCCGGCCGGCCGGACCCCAGUGUGCGCGGACACCCGGACCCCUCGCUGCAGCCUCCGCCGUUUGGUCGCCAUGAUCCACCUCGUGCGCUCCGCGUCCCGGCGCCUCGCCACCGCCACCGCCAACACGGGUCAUUGGAAUGGUUUGAACCAGGAUGUCCUUCAAACAUUGGCAAGACGUAAUUAUGCGUCUGAAGCUAUUAAAGGUGCUGUUGUUGGCAUUGAUCUGGGCACAACUAACUCCUGUGUUGCUGUGAUGGAAGGCAAGCAAGCAAAGGUACUGGAAAAUUCAGAAGGUGCCAGAACAACCCCCUCUGUAGUUGCAUUUACAGCUGAUGGAGAACGUUUAGUCGGAAUGCCAGCUAAAAGACAAGCAGUAACCAACCCGAAGAACACUUUAUAUGCAACAAAACGCUUGAUUGGGCGGCGAUUUGAGGAUUCUGAAGUACAGAAGGAUACUGAAAAUGUGUCCUAUAAAAUAGUCCGUGCCUCUAAUGGUGAUGCCUGGGUAGAAGCACACGGGAAGAUGUACUCUCCAAGCCAAGUUGGGGCAUUUGUCUUAAUGAAAAUGAAGGAAACAGCAGAAAGCUACCUGGGACAACCCGUGAAGAAUGCAGUUAUCACAGUGCCUGCAUAUUUCAAUGAUUCACAAAGACAGGCCACAAAAGAUGCUGGACAGAUAUCUGGAUUGAAUGUUCUGCGAGUCAUUAAUGAACCCACUGCGGCAGCUCUAGCAUAUGGAUUAGACAAAUCUGAAGAUAAAGUAAUCGCUGUCUACGAUCUGGGUGGUGGCACCUUUGAUAUCUCUGUUCUGGAGAUUCAAAAAGGAGUCUUUGAAGUAAAAUCCACAAAUGGGGAUACGUUUUUGGGAGGCGAGGACUUUGACCACGCAUUGCUCAAGCACAUCAUCAAGGAAUUCAAGAGAGAGUCUGGUGUGGACCUCGCCAAAGAUAACAUGGCACUGCAACGUGUAAGAGAAGCAGCAGAGAAAGCCAAGUGUGAGUUGUCUUCAUCCCUUCAGACUGACAUUAAUCUUCCUUAUUUGACAAUGGAUGCAUCUGGACCAAAACAUCUUAAUAUUAAAAUUACUCGUGCUCAAUUUGAGAACAUUGUUGGUGAUCUAAUUAAGAGGACUAUUAAGCCCUGCCAGAAAGCCUUGCAAGAUGCUGAGGUCAACAAAAGUGACAUUGGUGAGGUCAUUCUUGUGGGUGGAAUGAGCAGAAUGCCAAAGGUUCAGUCAACAGUUCAGGAGCUCUUUGGUCGAUCCCCCAGUAGGUCUGUGAAUCCAGAUGAAGCUGUUGCUGUCGGUGCUGCCAUCCAAGGGGGGGUGCUUGCUGGGGAUGUCACAGAUGUGCUGCUGCUUGAUGUUACUCCUUUGUCACUGGGUAUUGAGACCUUGGGAGGCGUUUUUACCAAACUCAUCAACAGGAACACUACAAUUCCAACAAAGAAAGGCCAGGUUUUUUCGACGGCUGCUGAUGGACAGACACAGGUUGAGAUCAAAGUGUUUCAGGGAGAGCGAGAGAUGGCAGCUGACAACAAACUUCUGGGGCAGUUCACUUUGGUUGGCAUGCCCCCUGCUCCCCGGGGAGUUCCUCAAAUUGAAGUAACAUUUGACAUUGAUGCCAAUGGUAUUGUCCAUGUUUCUGCAAGGGACAAAGGCACAGGCCGUGAACAGCAGAUUAUCAUCCAGUCUUCUGGUGGACUGAGCAAGGAUGAUAUUGAGAACAUGAUCAAGAAUGCAGAGAAAUACGCUGAAGCAGACAGGAGGAGAAAGGAAACUGUUGAAGCAGUAAACACUGCUGAAGGAAUUAUUCAUGACACAGAGUCUAAAAUGGAAGAAUUCAAGGAUCAGCUUCCAAAAGAGGAGUGUGAUAAAUUAAGAGAAGAAAUUACCAAAGUGAAGGAUCUCUUGGCGCGCAAGGAUUCAGAAACGGGUGAAGCCAUCAAAGCAGCAGCAUCCAGUCUACAGCAGGCUUCAUUAAAACUCUUUGAGAUUGCAUACAAGAAGAUGGCAUCUGAGAGGGAGAGCUCGGGCAGCACAGAAAAUACAGAAGGUGGAGACAAGAAAGAAGAGAAACAAUAAAAGGCUUAGUUAUUGCUAUAAUGAACUGGCAAGGGGACAUAAGCUUGGGAGCAGCAGAGACAGCCGACAACUUUUUCCUGAGCGAAUUUGCACGAUAUUCAUUCUUGUACUGUGUUUUCUGCAGUAUCCUAUAUACAUAGUUUUUGUUUAAUGUGAAAAGUAUCAGCAUUGUCUGCAUUUUAACAAAAGUCAGGCUUGUCAUUCCUGCAACUUAAUUUACCUUGUGUAAGAAAUGCAUCUCUAAGGGCCAGAGUAGUAGAAGAAAUAAACUUUUUGGUUCACAGCCAGAUUGUAA
This is a messenger RNA of Leucoraja erinaceus (little skate), 2722 nucleotides long. RefSeq names its product heat shock protein 9 (gene hspa9). Gene Ontology annotation, cellular component: mitochondrion; cytoplasm. Gene Ontology annotation, biological process: cellular response to unfolded protein; protein refolding. NCBI's taxonomy places the organism in Eukaryota, Metazoa, Chordata, Chondrichthyes, Rajiformes, Rajidae. Gene Ontology annotation, molecular function: misfolded protein binding; ATP-dependent protein folding chaperone; heat shock protein binding. The transcript has 17 exons. The coding region runs from base 16 to 2427 and encodes 803 amino acids. The record is from RefSeq and is a predicted model, not a curated record.